This is a messenger RNA of Mus pahari (shrew mouse), 1258 nucleotides long. RefSeq names its product bone marrow stromal cell antigen 1 (gene Bst1). The transcript is spliced from 9 exons. Gene Ontology annotation, molecular function: NAD+ nucleosidase activity; phosphorus-oxygen lyase activity. The record is from RefSeq and is a predicted model, not a curated record. Lineage: Eukaryota; Metazoa; Chordata; Mammalia; Rodentia; Muridae. The coding region runs from base 10 to 945 and encodes 311 amino acids. Gene Ontology annotation, cellular component: plasma membrane. Gene Ontology annotation, biological process: positive regulation of B cell proliferation.
GUCUCCUUGAUGGCAGUCCAGGGAGGCAAGUUGCCUCUGUGGCUGUGGCUAUGGCUGUCCUUGCUGACGGUGCUGCUGGGGGCGAGAGCGCGGUGGAGAGGGGAGGGUACCACGCCCCACCUCCAGAGCAUCUUCCUGGGCCGCUGCGCAGAGUACACCACGCUGCUGAGCCUGGGGGACAAAAACUGCACAGCCAUCUGGGAGGCCUUCAAGGGGGUGCUGGACAAGGACCCCUGCUCUGUGCUCCCCUCAGACUAUGAUCUCUUCAUUAACCUCUCCAGCCACCCCAUUCCUAGGGAUAAGUCACUGUUCUGGGAGAAUAACCACCUGCUCGUUAUGAGCUACGGGGAGAACACCCGCCGCCUCGUGCCCCUGUGCGACGUGCUGUACGGCAAAGUUGGCGAUUUCUUGAGCUGGUGUCGACAGGAAAAUGCCUCUGGACUUGAUUACCAGUCCUGCCCCACAUCAGAAGACUGUGAAAACAAUGCCGUGGACGCCUAUUGGAAAAGUGCAUCCAUGCAGUAUUCAAGAGACAGUUCAGGGGUGAUCAAUGUCAUGCUGAACGGCUCGGAGCCAAAGGGAGCCUAUCCCACGAAAGGGUUUUUUGCAGAUUUUGAAAUCCCAUACUUACAAAAGGAUAAAGUCACAAGAAUUGAGAUCUGGGUUAUGCAUGAAGUUGGAGGACCCAGUGUGGAAUCCUGUGGCCAAGGCAGUGUGAAGACGCUGGAAGACAGAUUGGAGGCGCUGGGGUUCCAGCACAGCUGUAUCAAUGACUACCGACCAGUGAAGUUCUUAAUGUGUGUGGACCACAGCACUCACCCCGACUGUGUCAUGAACUUAGCCUCAGCAUCUAUGCGGAGGGAGAGCCCAUCUCUUCAUGCCAUAGGACAUGCCAGCCUUCUCAUUUGUCUCUUGGUAGCUUUGACUUCAAGUUCUCAGGUGUGACUAGAAAAUCACCACAGGGUCCUAACAGAGGCCAGCUUUGCAGCCACCCUUGAGCAGUCGACUGUCCUGUGUAAACUAAGGGAGCCCAUUGUCUCAAGACAGUCUCUUCUAGGAAAACAGUGUAACCAGACGGUGAUCCAAUUGUAUUUACACUCAUGAUUCAAGAAACAAGGCAUUCAUCUUGUCCUGCUUAUCCAGCAGAAGUUGCUACUAUGGGUUUAAAGUUAUUAUUUCUUAUUUGAUAAUGAUAAAAAGCACUGAGACCUGGAGUGUAGUUUAAUCUUACAUAAUUAAAUGUAUUUUUGGAAGCAUC